CUGGCUCUCUCAAUCCCGCACCCCCAUCUAACAUGAGACCUAGCCAGCCAGCCGUUGAUUCCAGCAGCUAUAGUAAUUCCAGCGGCGCCAGCCAACUACCGGCCAGCGCUUUAAGUGCAACCGAAUGGGGCGUUUGAUUUUAUUUAUAUUUAAUAUGUACCGUAAAUUUGAUAUGAUGGGGAAUUUUUUUUGAAUUUUAAAUUUUUUGGCAACUAAACACAGGCCUUGUUGUGCUUGUUCGUCUCCCGGCGGCGUCUUCCUCUUUACUCCGUUCCUCGACCAUCUACUCCACCACUCAUCCUUCUCACCUCAGCUGCUCAGCGCACCUCCACCGCAUCAGCAGCCGAUCGAUCGCCAUGCGCGCGGCGGCUUCUUGUUGGCGUUUGUAGAUGGGCUCCUCGUCCCUCCUGCUCUUCCCCUCGUCCUCCUCCGCCGCGCCACCCCCUCACUCUGCUGCUUAUUCCCACGCCACCACCUCCUCCCACUCCUUAUUGCCGCCGCUCCCCUCCUCCCAGGACCACCUCCUCCUCCACUACCUCCACCACCACCUAGACCAGCAGCACCAGGAAUCCGCCGCCGCCGCCGCCAUGGUCCGCAAGCGCCCGGCGCCCGACAUGGACCUUCCCCCGCCGCGCCGCCACGUCACGGGCGACCUCUCCGACGUCACCGCCGCCGCUGGUGCGCAGCCGCAUCAGUCGGCAGCUAGCGCGCAGCUGCCCGCGCUGCCCACCCAGCUCCAGCUCCCCGCGUUCCAGCAGCACCACCACCACCACGCGCACGCGGAGGUGGACGUCCCCCACGCGCCCCCGCCUGCGCCGGCCAAGGUGGCGGCGUCCACCACGGCGUGGGUGGACGGCAUCAUCCGCGACAUCAUCGGCAGCAGCGGCGGCGCCGGGGUCUCCAUCACGCAGCUCAUCCACAACGUCCGCGAGAUCAUCCACCCCUGCAACCCCGGCCUCGCCUCCCUCCUCGAGCUCCGCCUCCGCUCCCUCCUCAACGCCGACCCCGCCCCGCCGCCGCUCCCGCAUCCUCCCGCCCUCCUGCACGGCAGCACCCCGCCCGCCGCCGCCCCAACAGUGCCCCCCGCUCUUCCUCCCCCUCCCCCGCUUCCGGUUCCAGACAAGCGCCGCCACGAGCCGCAGCAGGAGGAGCCGAACCCGUCGCCGCAGUCGCCCAAGGCUCCGACGGCGGAGGAGACUGCCGCGGCCGCCAAGGAGCGGAAGGAAGAGCAGCGGCGGAAGCAGCGCGACGAGGAGGGCCUCCACCUGCUGACGCUGCUGCUGCAGUGCGCCGAGUCGGUGAACGCGGACAACCUCGACGACGCGCACCUGACGCUGCUGGAGAUCGCGGAGCUCGCCACGCCCUUCGGCACCUCCACGCAGCGCGUCGCCGCCUACUUCGCGGAGGCCAUGUCCGCGCGCCUCGUCAGCUCGUGCCUCGGCCUGUACGCGCCGCUGCCGGCGGCGUCCCCCGCGGCGGCGCGCCUGCACGGCCGCGUCGCCGCCGCGUUCCAGGUGUUCAACGGCAUCAGCCCCCUGGUGAAGUUCUCGCACUUCACGGCGAACCAGGCCAUCCAGGAGGCAUUCGAGCGGGAGGAGCGCGUCCACAUCAUCGACCUCGACAUCAUGCAGGGGCUGCAGUGGCCGGGCCUCUUCCACAUCCUCGCCUCCCGCCCCGGCGGCCCCCCCAGGGUCAGGCUCACCGGCCUCGGCGCGUCCAUGGAGGCGCUCGAGGCCACGGGGAAGCGCCUCUCCGACUUCGCCGACACGCUCGGCCUGCCAUUCGAGUUCUGCGCCGUCGCGGAGAAGGCCGGCAAUGUCGACCCGGAGAAGCUGGGCGUCACGCGGCGCGAGGCCGUCGCCGUCCAUUGGCUCCACCACUCGCUCUACGACGUCACCGGCAACGACUCCAACACGCUCUGGCUCAUCCAAAGGCUGGCCCCCAAGGUGGUGACAAUGGUGGAGCAGGACCUCAGCCACUCGGGCUCCUUCCUGGCGCGCUUCGUGGAGGCCAUCCACUACUACUCGGCGCUGUUUGACUCGCUGGACGCGAGCUACGGCGAGGACAGCCCGGAGCGGCACGUCGUGGAGCAGCAGCUCCUAUCGAGGGAGAUCCGCAACGUGCUCGCCGUGGGCGGGCCGGCGCGCACCGGCGACGUCAAGUUAGGGAGCUGGCGCGAGAAGCUCGCACAGUCGGGGUUCCGCUCGGCGUCGCUCGCCGGCAGCGCGGCGGCGCAGGCGUCGCUGCUGCUCGGCAUGUUCCCCUCCGACGGGUACACGCUCGUCGAGGAGAAUGGUGCUCUCAAGCUCGGGUGGAAGGAUCUUUGCCUGCUCACUGCAUCUGCUUGGCGCCCGAUUCAGACCCCAUGCCGUUAAAUUUGAGAGCAAAUUUACAGAGCUAAAGAAUUACUAUUCCUACUGGAUCUUACCUGGGGUUCUUGCCCAGAUCUUUUACCUGUUUAGCUAGCUGCUCAAUUUAAUCGGUUCAGAGAUUAGGAAAAUUGAAACAUUUCUGAUCACUAAUUGCUAGAUCUCUUCACAAUGAUAGUUACUGAUGCAAGCUUGGUAGAUUUUGUUCAGUUGUUGAUCGGUUAUCUUCACCAAUCCUGCCAAUCAGCCCUAGUUUUCAUCUUCCUUUGCUAAUUAAUAUAAUCCCUGCUGCUUCAUUAUAUGUAGAGUCCUUGAUCACAAAUUACAUUAUCAGGUGCUCUUUUUGUGUAUUCGUUUAGGUUUUUGCUGGGGGUGGAGGCACUUUUAAUAGAGUCUUAUUAGUUUUCUCUACAAAUUAGGAGAAGCUGAGGAAUCCAUCAUCAGCUCAAUACCAAAGCCACUGAUUUAUUUAUUUACUUAGGAGUAUUUUUUUAUUUUUAUUUGGGGGUGGGGGUAACCAUUAAGGAUUUUUAACCUCAAAUUUGUGGCUAGAUAAAUGGCAUCCUAAAUCAGUGUUUACAACUGGUGCAGUGUGCAAAUUGUUCCUGCUUAUUCUCACCGUGUUGUUUACUACUCAUUUGUGUAUUGAUAAUAAUCUUCAUGUGUGUUGC
Molecule: messenger RNA, 3040 nt
Organism: Panicum virgatum (switchgrass)
Lineage: Eukaryota; Viridiplantae; Streptophyta; Magnoliopsida; Poales; Poaceae
Product: protein SCARECROW-like
Exons: 2
Coding region: 390-2375 (661 amino acids)
Biological process (GO): gravitropism; radial pattern formation; regulation of DNA-templated transcription
Cellular component (GO): nucleus
Molecular function (GO): sequence-specific DNA binding; DNA-binding transcription factor activity
Source: RefSeq, a predicted model, not a curated record